GGUUAUUUUUUCGUGGAUUAUCUCGUAACAUAAACGUGAAAAAACCGAACAUUUUUGGUGGAAAACGCGGUAAAAUGAUGUGUAAUGAUCGUUUCAACUAACAGCCUAUAAUUUUAUUUCCAACUUUUUAAGCCAGUUUGGAAAAACAAAACAUUUUGGUGGUUUGGUGGUUUUUUACCAGCCCUGAAUUUUUUUGACUAGAGCUUUACAGACCUUAAAUUCGUUGGUUCUGAGAAAAAUAUGAUUCAAGUGUAUCGUUUGUUAAUUGCUCGUUUUCUUUUUCAGAAAAAUCUUGCGGUUAAGUAGAUCUUCUCUCGGAAAAACCACCGUUGGCCAUAUGGUAAACCUGUUAUCGAACGACUUGAGUAAAUUCGACCAAACGUUCAUCUUGGCCCACUACAGCUGGGUGGGACCCAUACAGGUUGCAGUUGGGACGUACAUGCUUUAUCGAGAAAUGCAAGUUGCCGCACUCAUCGGAAUUGCCUUUUUAGUUGCUAUAGUGCCGUUGCAAAUCUAUCUUGCCAAGAGGAACUCUGUGUUAAGACUAAAAACUGCCUUAAGAACCGAUGAACGAGUGCGUUUGAUGAACGAGAUAUUAUCUGGAAUGCAGGUUAUCAAGAUGUAUUGUUGGGAAAAACCGUUCGCAGAUGUUGUUGCUUUUGCAAGAAGGCAAGAAAUGAAAGUCAUCCGUUCGCACUCUUGCUUGUUAUCCUUCCUCUACUCGUUCGAGUCGUUCGUCUCCCGUACGGCCAUCUUCAUCACGAUCUUAGCCUACGUCUUCCAAGGCAACUACAUCACCGCCGAGAAAGUCUUCGCAAUCACCGUCAUUUACAACGCCUUGAGAACCGUCAUAACGAUACUAUUCUCACUUAGUAUGUCCAGCAUCGCCGAAGUCCACGUCUCGAUAAACAGGGUGCAAGAAAUCCUUAGUCUCGAAGAAAACGUAGAAGAAGAUCCUUUAGAGAUGAGCGAGAAAGGAAAGAAAGAUAAAGUUGCUAACGGUGUGACCAACACUAAGAUGAAUGUGAUAAAAAGAGAUGACGAACCUCCGAAGAUCGUGCUUGAAAAAGUAUACGCCACUUGGGUGGGUGAUUCUACCGAAGACACGUUGAACAACAUCAGCCUCGAGGUAUCACCAGGACAAUUGGUAGCGAUAGUGGGUCCAGUAGGAAGUGGAAAAAGCAGCAUACUGAGCUUGUUGUUGAACGAGUUACCUCGGAAAUCGGGACGGAUAGACGUAGUCGGAGAGAUUUCCUUUUGCUCCCAAGAACCAUGGUUGUUUUGCGAUACAGUCAGGAAUAAUAUUCUGUUUGGAUCUCCGUACCAUGAAGAUCGCUACAAGAGGAUAGUGGAAGUAUGCGCGUUGAAGUCGGACUUCGAGCUGUUUCCUUACGGAGAUAGAACUCUUGUAGGUGAAAAAGGCAAGUCCUUGAGCGGCGGCCAAAAAGCGAGAAUAAACCUUGCCCGUUGCCUGUACAAAGAAGCAGACAUCUAUCUGCUUGACGACCCUCUGUCAGCUGUGGACGCUAACGUUGGAAAACAUCUGUACGAAAAGUGCAUUCGAAGAUUUCUCAAAGACAAAAUCCGCAUUUUGGUAACGCAUCAGUUGCAGUACCUACACAAUGCGGACAAGAUAGUCGUAUUGAACGACGGUGAAAUUCUGAUGCAAGGGAAAUACGCAGAGUUGAAGAGCAGUGGCUUGAAUUUCACGAAGUUGCUAGAAGAGCAUAAUGCUGAAGAGGCUGAAGAACAAAAGAAGAAGGUAAAAUCAAGGCAAAAUUCAGAAAUAGCUUUAGAAGAAGUAUUUGAAGAGCAAUACCUGGACAAGGAAGGACAAGAGAGUGGAAAUGUGAAACCAAGUACUUACUGGAAAUACUUCAAAGCAGGAGGUGGUACUGUUCAUUUGGUAAUUAUGUGCAUACUUUUCAUUGGCGCACAAGUUUUUGCCAAUGGUGGAGAAUACUAUUUGAGCUACUGGGUUAAUCUUGAGGAAGAAUACUGGAACAAAAUCAAAGAGAAUCAAACGUCGACAAAUGAAACUUUAUCGAGAGACAACAUUAUCUACGUCUAUUCGGGCCUAACUCUGGGCAACAUCAUAGUAGCCAUAACGAAAACCGUCCAUUUCAUGCUGGUGUUCGCCGUAGCCUCGCAAAACCUUCACAACUUCAUAUUCUCGAAGAUUGUUAAGGCUACCAUGGACUUUUAUAAUAAAAAUCCUUCAGGACGUAUACUUAACAGGUUCUCGAAAGAUUUGGGAACCGUCGACGAGUACUUACCGUCAGUGAUCUUAGAUGUAGUCGAGAUUGCAUUUGUUUUCAUUGGAGUAAUCAUACUGACAAGCAUCGUUUAUCCUUGGUUACUGAUUCCGUCUGGUAUACUAGCAACACUGAUAUAUUUUUUGAGAAUCAUCUACAUAAAGACUAGUAGGAGUGUCAAGAGAAUAGAAGCUAUUACUAAAAGUCCUGUGUUCAGUCAUGUGACAACGACAUUCUACGGAAUAAGUACGAUUAGGGCGUUUCACGCAGAAGACAUGUUGAUAAAGGAAUUUGAUGAUCUCCAAGACAAGCACAGUUCAGCAUGGUUCCUGUUCCUGUCUUCCAGCAGAUGUUUUGGACUUUGGCUGGAUAUAAUCUGUGCAUUAUUUGUUGGUGCUGCUGUUUAUAUUCUCCUCAUUUUCAAUAACCAAAUUUACGGUGGGGACCUAGGGCUUGUUAUCACUCAGUACAUGACGCUGAUGGGCUUCCUGCAAUGGGGUAUGCGACAGUGGAGCGAAAUGGAGAAUCAAAUGACUUCGGUUGAAAGGCUUUUGGAGUACACCAAAUUGGAAAGCGAACCCGAGAGACAGUCAAUAGCAAAUCUCCCGAAAAAUUGGCCUGAACACGGGAAGAUUGAAUUUAAGGAUGUCAAAUUAAGGUACAAUCCCUCGGAUCCCUACGUGUUGAAGAACUUGAAUUUUGUCGUACAACCAAAAGAGAAAAUUGGAAUAGUUGGAAGAACUGGAGCCGGAAAAUCAUCAACGAUCUCUGCCUUGUUCCAGUUAUACCCUCUAGAGGGAUCCAUAGUUAUAGAUGGUGUAGAUACUACUCAGCUGCCUUUGGACGAAGUUAGAUCCAAAAUAUCGAUAAUUCCUCAAGAGCCCAUACUAUUUUCAGGACCGAUGCGUAAAAACCUGGAUCCAUUCAACGAACACAGCGAUGAGGUCCUAUGGAACGCCUUGGAACAAGUUGAUUUGAAAGAUACCGUAUCUGAGCUGUCGGCUGGUUUGAACAGCAAUGUCUCGGAAGGAGGUACCAACUUUAGCGUUGGUCAAAGGCAACUGGUAUGUUUGGCGAGAGCUUUGAUCAGAAACAACAAAAUUUUGGUGUUGGAUGAGGCUACAGCCAAUGUGGAUCCUCACACGGAUGCCUUAAUUCAACGUGCCAUUAGGGAAAAAUUCGCCGACUGUUCAGUCCUAACGAUAGCACACAGAUUACAUACAGUUAUGGAUUCUGACAAAAUACUAGUGAUGAGUUCUGGACGUGUAGAGGAAUAUGAUCACCCUUAUGUUUUGUUACAAAAAGAGAACGGUAUUCUAAGAGAUUUGGUAAAUGCCACAGGGCCGACAACUGCCAAAAAUUUGGAAAAAGUUGCUAGAGAGAACUAUGAAAGUAAAAAGAAAGACGCCUGAUGUGAUUCCGAUUUUGAAAUUUGUUUACCUCUGUACAACUACUGUGAUCAAGCGGAUUGAAUUUUUCAGUAUUUUUUAUUUUAGCUUAAGAAAUGUUUUUACGCCAUGCAUAUAUGUAAUAAAACAGUUUUAUACAAAA
Molecule: messenger RNA, 3806 nt
Organism: Acanthoscelides obtectus
Lineage: Eukaryota; Metazoa; Arthropoda; Insecta; Coleoptera; Chrysomelidae
Source: the annotation of a GenBank genome assembly